Messenger RNA from Stegastes partitus (bicolor damselfish), 1010 nucleotides. Its product is annotated as protein C19orf12 homolog. NCBI's taxonomy places the organism in Eukaryota, Metazoa, Chordata, Actinopteri, Pomacentridae. The record is from RefSeq and is a predicted model, not a curated record. The transcript has 3 exons. The coding region runs from base 121 to 546 and encodes 141 amino acids.
CCGGAGUCAGACAGCAGCAGCAGAAAUCAUGACAAGCAGCCGGUGGAACAGGGUCCAACAGAACUCCUGAUCAGAACCAGGCCCAGUGACCAUUGAUGAGGAUUAAUCACCACAGUCAGCAUGAGCCAACGGAUCGAUGACGUGAUGAAGCUGUGCUGUGAGCUGUCUGCCAACCAGCAGGUCCAGACCACCGUCAAAGGCUCCGGGAAGGGAGCAGCAGCAGCCGGAGGCCUGGCCUUCGCUGGGGGUCUGGUGGGGGGUCCGCUGGGCAUCGCAGUAGGUGGCGCUGUUGGAGGCCUGCUGGGCUGCUGGCUGACCAGUGGACAGUUCAAACCGCUGCCUCAGAUCAUCAUGGAGCUGAGCCCCGAGCAGCAGCAGAAGCUCUACGACGACCUCAUGGCCGUGCUGGGGAGCAUCCAGUGGACGGACGUGGCUCAGCUGACGGCGCUGGUGAUGGGGAACGCCGCCCUGAAGCAGCAGCUCACGGCCGCGCUGCUCGGAUACGUCACCAAGGAGCUGCAGGCGGAGGUGCACUACGUGGACUAGACCACCUGAGGAGGACCUGGAUGGAGCCUCUGAGAGGAACUGUUUUUAAAUGAAGCUACAGAUCAAUAAAUGUGAACCCACGUCCAGACAUUGCUACUGGUACCAGGUCCACUGGGUCAAAGCAGGUCAGGACUGUAGAGCUGUCCAUAAGAACAGCAGUUAUUUAUUAAGGGAAGUGCAGUUAUCAGUUGAAUGAAUUAUUUAUUGAUUAUACGUGACCCUGAUCGUCAUGUCUGGCUUUUAAAGUUACAGGUUGGUUCAAGGAACCACUGCUGUGGCUCAGUUCUGUACAGCUGCUGUCACAUUCACACACACAGGGUUAUGGACCAACAGAACCGGUCUAACACUCUGGUUUGAUAUGAACUGAUACUGUACAUCCCGUCUGUGUUGCAGUGUCAUUUUACCAGCAUCUGUGUGAAGAAUAUUGGACUCUUUCAAUAAAAACAAAACCACUUUGGACUUCA